AUGCUCAACGCGCAACGCUACACACUCCAUUCCCCCUUCACCCCGAUGAGUACACCCGUACAAGGUCAUGGGGAAGACACCCACCAUAAUUCAUACGAUACCGCUCCACCUCCAUACCAAUCCGCCUCCGACUCCACAUCCCCAACUUCGACCGAUUACCCUUUCGACGACAAGGAGCUUCUCUUUGCUCCGCGCUCCCACGAGCCCGGUCUCGCCCCCUCCGUGAGCCUCUCUCGCGGCUUACAGGUCCCCACACGCACGGGAACCACCACCUCCGGGUUUCCAUACCCGACAGACCUGGCCCGCUACGACAUCUCGCAAGAACAGUGGCAGCAAUUCACCGAGGUCAUUUGCGACGAGGCCAAACUCUCCCGCCAACAAUGGCAGACGGUGAUUGGGAAAGGGCUGGGCACUCUGGCGCUGGGGGGACUGAUGAUCGGGGCCCUGAGUGCGAUUCCUGCACUCUUCAUCUCCCGACAUGUGCGAAGACGUCAAGAGCAGCGCAAUAUCAUUGCGGCCAUGGCGGGCGCGCGGGGGGAGAGACUCUCCCGGCACAUCUCCGAGUGGAAUCGGACCUUUUUCCAGCCACGGGGGGUGAUGAUUCGUGUGGAUCUGCCGGACGAGUAUAUCAAUGACAUGGAUCAGAUGAAUGUAUAUGGGAAAGAUGGGAAACUCAUGCGCUCUGCAGAGGAGGCCCGGGAAAAGGCCGCACUCAAGGCCCGCAUUGUGAUCAUUCCCGUGCAAAUGCUGGGCUCGGAUGCGAGUCAAUCUUCAAUGCCGUGA
This is a messenger RNA of Penicillium oxalicum, 783 nucleotides long. RefSeq lists its product as uncharacterized. The transcript has a single exon. The coding region runs from base 1 to 783 and encodes 260 amino acids. NCBI's taxonomy places the organism in Eukaryota, Fungi, Ascomycota, Eurotiomycetes, Eurotiales, Aspergillaceae. The record is from RefSeq and is a predicted model, not a curated record.